AUGAUAUGGUCCUCGCCAGUUUGGGCUCGAGCCGUCUGUCCCUCCAGCCUCGACUCGCUCCGCAAGCUGAGAACAUAUUCCGGUCUAACUAGACUGUCGGACGGCAACUCGUUUUGUCCACUUCUCCACGCUCUCGUCCAUUUUGUGACUUAUCUAUACACUCCCAUCCGUCUUCCCCUCUUCACAAGAGGAUGGACGACAGGCCUCCAGCAGCAAUAG
Molecule: messenger RNA, 219 nt
Organism: Protopolystoma xenopodis
Lineage: Eukaryota; Metazoa; Platyhelminthes; Monogenea; Polystomatidea; Polystomatidae
Source: the annotation of a GenBank genome assembly